AUGAAAGAAAGUACAAGCAAAACGUCUUCAAAAGUUCACAAUGUUUAUGCAGCAUGGGCAAAAGAUGUCCGUGAAUGUGAAGAGAAGUACCAGGUGAACAGACAACACGGUCUCUCUGACAAUGAAGUCAAGAAAAGGUUACAAAUUUAUGGAAAGAAUGAAUUGGAGAAGCAUGAAGGACAGUCAAUUAUGCAGCUAGUUUUAGAUCAGUUUAACGAUACACUAGUUAGGAUUUUACUUUCUGCAGCUUUGAUUUCUUUUGUUCUAGCAUGGUAUGAUGGCGAUGCAAGUGGCAAGAUGGAGAUUACAGACUUUGUUGAGCCUCUAGUUAUAUUUUUGAUACUUAUUGUAAAUGCAAUGGUCGGCAUUUGGCAAGAAAACAAUGCAGAAAAAGCGUUAGAGGCUCUUAAAGAAAUUCAGUCAGAACAAGCAUCUGUUAUACGUAAUGGAAGGAAGGUUUCAAGUCUUCCUGCAAAGGAACUUGUUCCUGGUGAUAUUGUUGAGCUUCGGGUUGGUGACAAAAUACCGGCUGAUAUGAGGGUCUUACAGUUAAUUAGUUCAACCCUUCGGGUGGAACAAGGUUCACUUACUGGAGAGAGUGAAGCUGUAGGUAAAACUACAAAACCAGUAGCCGAGGAUUGUGAUAUCCAAGGGAAGAAAUGUAUUGUAUUUGCAGGGACGACAGUUGUAAAUGGAAACUGCAUCUGUUUGGUUACAUCUACUGGGAUGAAUACCGAGAUAGGAAAAGUGCAUUCUCAAAUUCAUGAAGCGUCGCAGAAUGAAGAAGACACCCCGUUAAAGAAAAAGUUAAAUGAAUUUGGGGAAGUUUUGACUAUGCUAAUUGGAUGCAUUUGUGGAUUGGUUUGGGUUAUUAACUUAAAGUACUUUCUUGAUUGGGAGUAUGCAGAUGGCUGGCCCCAAAACUUCAAGUUUUCUUUUGAGAAGUGUACGUAUUACUUUAAAAUUGCAGUUGCAUUAGCAGUUGCAGCUAUUCCCGAAGGUUUGCCUGCUGUGAUUACUACAUGCUUAGCUCUUGGUACCCGUAAAAUGGCUCAAAAUAAUGCACUUGUUAGAAAAUUACCAAGUGUUGAGACACUUGGAUGUACAACGGUGAUUUGUUCUGAUAAGACUGGUACUCUUACCACUAACCAGAUGGCGGUGACUAAGCUUGUUGCCAUGGGUCAAGGAGUAAAUACGAUUAGAUCGUUCAUCGUGGAAGGGACCACCUACAAUCCUUCAGAUGGGAAAAUCCAGGACUGGCCAGCUGGGAAAAUGGAUGAUAAUCUUCAAACAAUUGCAAAAAUUGCUUCGUUGGCUAAUGAUGCUGGUAUUGAACAAUCUGAAAAAGGUCAUGUUGCGAUUGGGAUGCCCACUGAGGCAGCAUUGAAGGUUCUUGUUGAGAAAAUGGGGCUUCCUGCCGGAUUGAGUUCUAUUUCAUCUAAAGGUUGUUCCGAGGCAUGGAAUACACUUGAAAGCAGGAUCGCCACCCUUGAGUUUGAUCGUGAUAGGAAAUCUAUGGGGGUCAUUGUGUCCUCCACUUGUGGAAAAAAAUCAUUACUUGUGAAGGGUGCAGUCGAAAAUUUGUUGGAAAGAAGCUCAUUUGUCCAGCUGCUUGAUGGUUCUACUGUUGAAAUUGAUCAGAAAAAAGAGGUUAUCCUAGACACCCUUAAUGAAAUGUCAAGAGAUGCAUUACGUGUAUUGGGUUUUGCAUAUAAGGAGGAGCCCGAACAAUUUAAGACAUAUAAUGGCAACGAAGACGAUCCUGCUCACAGCCUUCUACUUGAUCCAGCAAAUUAUCCAUCAAUUGAGAGUAACCUAACAUUUGCAGGCAUGGUAGGACUGCGGGAUCCACCUCGUAAAGAGGUUCGUCAAGCCAUUGAAGACUGCAGAGCAGCUGGAAUUCAAGUUAUGGUAAUAACAGGAGAUAACAAGAACACAGCAGAAGCAAUCUGUCGUGAGAUAGGUGUAUUUAUACCAGGUGAGGACAUCAGUUCUAAAAGCAUAACAGGGAAAGAAUUCAUGGAACUUCGUGAUCCAAAAGGUCACUUAAGGCAAAAAGGAGGACUUCUUUUUUCAAGAGCUGAACCGAAGCAUAAACAAGAAAUAGUGAGAUUACUCAAAGAUGUGGGUGAAGUUGUUGCAAUGACUGGGGACGGUGUGAAUGAUGCACCUGCUUUGAAAUUAGCUGAUAUAGGAAUUGCGAUGGGUAUCGCUGGGACGGAGGUUGCGAAAGAAGCUUCAGACAUGGUCUUGGCAGAUGAUAAUUUUAGCACCAUUGUGGCUGCAGUUGGGGAGGGAAGGUCCAUUUACAACAACAUGAAAGCAUUUAUUCGAUAUAUGAUCUCUUCAAAUAUUGGUGAGGUUGCAUGCAUAUUUUUGACGGCUGCUUUAGGGAUUCCAGAAGGUCUUAUUCCUGUGCAGCUUCUGUGGGUCAAUCUUGUUACCGACGGACCACCUGCAACAGCCUUGGGUUUUAAUCCACCGGACAAGUAUAUCAUGAAAAAGCCUCCUCGAAGGAGCGAUGAUUCCUUGAUCAAUGCUUGGAUUUUAUUUCGCUAUCUGGUCAUCGGAUUUUAUGUUGGAAUUGCGACUGUUGGAAUUUUCAUCAUAUGGUUCACUCGUGAUUCUUUUAUUGGAAUCGACCUCAGUGGAGACGGUCACAGCCUUAUAACCUACUCACAACUUUCACACUGGGACCAAUGCAGUUCUUGGCAGAACUUCACAGUCUCUCCUUUCACAGCCGGAAACCAUAUUUUCAAUUUCGACUCCAACCCUUGUGACUACUUUCGAACUGGGAAAGUCAAAGCCAUGACUCUCUCCCUAUCCGUACUAGUAGCAAUUGAAAUGUUUAAUUCACUAAAUGCACUCUCAGAAGACGAAAGCCUCUUAACUAUGCCACCUUGGGUCAACCCAUGGUUACUUCUGGCUAUGUCAGUCUCAUUUGGGCUUCAUUUCUUGAUCUUAUAUGUUCCGUUUCUUGCUCAAAUAUUUGGGAUUGUUCCGUUAAGCUUGAACGAGUGGCUCCUUGUGUUGGCAGUUGCUUUUCCUGUAAUCUUGAUUGAUGAAAUGCUCAAGUUUGUCGGUAGGCGUAACAAUGUGGCGCAAUCCGUCUCAAAGUCUUCAAAGCACAAGGCGGAAUAAGACCUUCCAUUGUUUGGCAUUAUAUCCGAUUUAUG
Molecule: messenger RNA, 3176 nt
Organism: Erigeron canadensis
Lineage: Eukaryota; Viridiplantae; Streptophyta; Magnoliopsida; Asterales; Asteraceae
Product: calcium-transporting ATPase 4, endoplasmic reticulum-type-like
Exons: 8
Coding region: 1-3141 (1046 amino acids)
Biological process (GO): intracellular calcium ion homeostasis; calcium ion transmembrane transport
Cellular component (GO): membrane
Molecular function (GO): ATP binding; P-type calcium transporter activity; ATP hydrolysis activity
Source: RefSeq, a predicted model, not a curated record